AUGGCUGAGCGACGGAUCACGUCCGCCAUUAUAGCUGAAGAAGAAACAAGGACACAUGUGAUCAAGAUAGAUGGGUACUCAAGAAUCAAGGAGUUGCUCAAGGAUGGCAAGUAUACAACAUCUAUCCCUUUCAUUGCCGGAGAUCAUAACUGGGCCGUGAGGUAUUUCCCAAACGGUAACAGCUACGCACAUGAUUACGAACCUGGGUACGUAUCUGUUUAUCUGCUUCUUGAUUCAGCUGGUGCCAAAGAUGUGAAGGCAAAGUUCACCUUCAGUGUUCUUGACAAGGGCGGAGAACCAGUGCCUUCAUACAUAAAAACUGUGGCACCACAUAUCUUCCCAAGCAAAGGUUCAGAUUGGGGUUUUGCUAAUUUUGUCAAGCAGAAGGAUUUGGAGGGAUCAGUUCAUCUAAACAGUUUCAGAAUCAGGUGCGAUGUCACUAUUGUGAAGAUCCGCAGCGAAGAGACGCAUGCAAUUCAGUUUGUUGUGGUUCCUCCAAGCAACUUGCAUCGGCAGCUCGGUGGCCUGCUGAAUAGCAACGAUGCGGCAGACGUGGCCUUUCGAGUCGGUGGCGAGAUAUUCUCGGCCCAUAGGUCCGUGCUCGCUGCUCGUUCACCGGUCUUCAAGGCGGAGCUCUUUGGUGCCAUGAGGGAGAAAUCUGGCGAGCCGAUCGAAAUUCAUGAUAUAGAAGCUGAUGUGUUCAAGUCCUUGCUCCAUUUCAUCUACACGGACUCACUCCCUGAGAGCACUCAUCAAGGUGCAACACAGGAAGAUGUAGUGACAGCUAGCCAUCUGCUUGUAGCGGCGGACAGGUACGACAUCGAGAGGCUGAAGCUGAUAUGCGAGGAUAAAUUGUGCAAUCAUAUUGACCCCAACAUGGUUGCGACUAGUUUGGCUCUUGCCGAGCAGCAUAACUGCCAUGGACUCAAAGAGGCUUGCUUUGGGUUCCUUGCUUCUCCUUCAAAUUUGGAGGCAAUGAUCUCAAGUGAUGGUUACCAACAUCUCAAAAGCAGUUGCCCAUCUGUUCUCAAAGAGCUCAUUGCUAGACUCUUGCCUGCUGAACUGAUGGCAGCCAAGGAUAUUGUCAGGUCAAUUUGA
This is a messenger RNA of Aegilops tauschii subsp. strangulata, 1098 nucleotides long. Its product is annotated as BTB/POZ and MATH domain-containing protein 2-like. Gene Ontology annotation, biological process: protein ubiquitination. Lineage: Eukaryota; Viridiplantae; Streptophyta; Magnoliopsida; Poales; Poaceae. The record is from RefSeq and is a predicted model, not a curated record. Gene Ontology annotation, molecular function: protein binding.